This is a messenger RNA of Camelina sativa (false flax), 1304 nucleotides long. Its product is annotated as protein DEHYDRATION-INDUCED 19 homolog 3. The record is from RefSeq and is a predicted model, not a curated record. Lineage: Eukaryota; Viridiplantae; Streptophyta; Magnoliopsida; Brassicales; Brassicaceae.
AGAAGUAUAAUAGAACGAACUUGUCUCCUCUGUCUCUCACUCUCUAUCCAAAAUAAUUAAAAACGAGGAGAGAAAUCAAAGACAACAAAAAAAAAAAAAAAAAACUUUGUUAAAGAAAAUAAAAACGGACCUUAGAAUCUGUGGUCUUUUGUAUCUGUCUUUCCCUUUGCGUUUGAUUUCUUCAGACAAUCAUCAGAUAUAUUUUCUUUCCUAAAUCGAUUGAUUUCUUUAAAACUUUUUUUUUUUUUGUGUGUUGUUGAGGGAAAAAGUAUAAAAAUUUCGACUUUUUUUUUAUUUGGGUUCUUCUCCGGGUUUUGAUUUUGAUUAGUUUUUUUUUUUUUAAUCAAUAAUGGAUUCUGAUUCAUGGAGUGAUCGUCUUGCUUCAGCUACAAGGAGAUACCAGCUAGCUUUUCCAUCACGAUCUGAUACGUUCUUAGGGUUUGAAGAGAUAGAUGGAGAAGAAGAGUUCAGGGAAGAGUUUGCUUGCCCUUUCUGUUCUGACUAUUUUGAUAUUGUAUCUCUCUGUUGCCACAUAGAUGAAGAUCAUCCCAUGGAAGCCAAAAAUGGGGUAUGUCCAGUUUGUGCGGUUAGGGUGGGUGUUGAUAUGGUUGCUCAUAUAACCCUUCAGCAUGCUAAUAUAUUCAAGAUGUACCGCAAGAGAAAACCAAGAAGAGGGGGGUCACAUUCCACGUUAUCGAUCUUGAGAAGAGAGUUUCCUGAUGGAAACUUUCAGAGCCUUUUUAGGGGAUCUUCGUGUAUCGUAUCUUCUUCCUCAUCAGCCAAUGUAGCGGCUGACCCAUUGUUAUCAUCCUUUAUUUCACCUAUCGCUGAUGGUUUCUUCACAUCGGAGUCAUGUGUAUCUACAGAAACUGGUCCAGACAAGAAUAUAUCAAGUCAGAGUUUACCUCAACGGAAUGCAAUAAAACCGUCUCUGUCAGCUGAGGAUCAAAAGCAGAAGUUGAAACGGAGCGAGUUUGUAAAAGAGCUAGUGAGUUCUACGAUUCUUGAUGACGGCUUAUAAUGGAGUAUUGCUUCUGGUAGCUUCUCAGCAACGAGGGAAACUCCAUGUUCUGCCUCAGAGAGAAAAGUGUACGGAAUUAUUGUUUGUGUGGAGCAAAUAAAGGAGAGUGCUUUGUAGGGAGAGAGAGGGAUUAUGAGUGUAAGUUAUGAACACAUUAGCUUCUAUAGUUAAUGCUCGAUUUGUCUGUAGGUUCAUAAAACAACCAAAAUGUAAUCUAUUUCAUUGUAUUUGCCUCAGUUCUUCGUUUCCAAAUUCUUAAUUAGUCACGGUUUACGCUUUGGUA